AUGUCCAAGGUUAUGCGGAGCAUCAAAAAUGUCACCCAUGGGUACUCUAGCAUCCAGGCCAAGGUCCGCGAAGCGACCAGCAACGACCCAUGGGGCCCGACCGGCACGCAAAUGAGCGAGAUUGCUCAAAUGACCUUCAACACUUCGACCGAGUUUUACGAAAUCAUGGACAUGCUCGACAAGCGCCUCAACGACAAGGGCAAGAACUGGCGACACGUUCUCAAGGCCCUCAAGGUCCUCGACUACUGUCUGCACGAGGGCUCUGAGCUCGUAGUAACCUGGGCCCGCCAGAGCCUUUACGUCAUCAAGACUCUACGCGAGUUUCAGUACAUUGACGAAGACGGCCGCGAUGUUGGCCAAAACGUCCGCGUCGCUGCCAAGGAACUCACCUCUUUAGUUCUCGACGAGGAACGCCUUCGUGCCGAGAGGACCGACCGAAAGUCCUGGAAGUCUCGGGUUACCGGUCUCGAGGAAUUUUCCCCCGAACACAUGGGCUCUUCCUCGCAGCCCCAGCGCAGGCCCAACCGACGCCCGCAAAACGAGGACGAGGACGCCGAAUACAGGCUCGCCCUAGAAGCCAGCAAGGCUCAGGAGGAGGAAGAUCGCAAAAAGCGAGAAAGCAGACAGGGCGAUGCCGUUGACCCCGAUUUGGAAAAGGCCCUGAAGUUGAGCAAGGAGGAGGAGGAACGACGGCGGCGCGAUGUCGAGGACCAGAAUGCCAAUGCACUGUUCGGUUUCGACGAGCCUGCGCAGCCUUCGCAGCCCCAACCCACCGGCCUCAACCAGGGCUAUCAGCAAGGCAAUCAGGUCAACUUUAUGGGUAACCCCAUCGAUCAAAACCAGUUGAUGGGCCAGCCUACAGGAUACAUGCAGAACCCCUACCAGACCGGCAUGAUGCCAAACCAAACUGGCUUUCCCAACUAUAGCAAUAAUGGUUUUGGUAUGCAGCAGACGGGCAUGGAUCCAUACGGUCAGCAGCAGCAACAGUCGAUGCCCUCAUUCCAGCAAUCACAACCCACCGGUUUCAACCCAUACGUACAACAGCAAAUGCAGCCCCAGCAGCCCACCGAGCCUUCUCCUCAACCUGGCAGCAACAAUCCUUGGGCCACGAACCAGUCUCAGCAAUCCCUCAAGCCUAUGCCGACCGGCUCCAAUAACCCGUUCGCCCAGUUCAACAACCGUCCCCAGGCCGCGUCCCCCGUAUCGACACUCUCAGCGCUCCCAGAACAGAAGACGCUGUCCACCUUUGGUCAGCAGCAGCCACAAUUCACACAGCCGCAGCCGCAGAUGAACUUCAAUCAACCCCAAGCCGGCCUCAACGCCCAGCCCAAGAAGGAGCUUAGCGAGCAUGAGAGCAGGCUCAACGCCCUCCUCGCGUCCGGCGACGGCAUGGACACGUACGGAAACACGGGCGAUCUCCGCAUCCCCGCGCAGCACACGGCCCCCGGCAUGUUCAUGAACAGCGCCGGUUCCGGCGCUGCCAGGCUGCAGGCCGAGGCUACGGGCAGCAACCCUUUUAUGCGCCAGCAGUUUACAGGCAUGCCUAGCAUCAGCUACGGGGGGCAGAACGGCCAGCAAAUGAACAACAACCCCUUUGGAGCCCAGCAGCAGCCGCAACGGCAGCAACAGCAACCGGGCCAAGAUUUGAUUCAGUUUUAA
This is a messenger RNA of Cordyceps fumosorosea ARSEF 2679, 1659 nucleotides long. RefSeq names its product Epsin-like protein ent1/2. Gene Ontology annotation, cellular component: plasma membrane; clathrin vesicle coat; endosome. The record is from RefSeq and is a predicted model, not a curated record. The transcript is spliced from 4 exons. NCBI's taxonomy places the organism in Eukaryota, Fungi, Ascomycota, Sordariomycetes, Hypocreales, Cordycipitaceae. The coding region runs from base 1 to 1659 and encodes 552 amino acids. Gene Ontology annotation, biological process: actin filament organization; endocytosis. Gene Ontology annotation, molecular function: phospholipid binding; clathrin binding.